AUGAAGCUCAUUGACGAAAACCACAAGAACCAGCACUGGCAGCACACUUUGGCACAGGGAGCCAAGGGUCUUGUCUUAGGCUUGGGUGUUUCUGCUGUUUUUGUUUCAGCUUUCAAGAGAAGAUACCCAGUCCAGUACGGUCUGUACACCCAAACCAUCAAAGCAUGUAUGUGGACCUUGCCCACGCUUGGCCUUGGAGCUUUCUGGGCCGACGAAGGGUCCGUCAAGUUCAGCGAGAUGAUGCACCGGUCGGACUACUUGACUCAGACCAAACGUGAGGAAAGAGAGCGUCUUGCACAGCUUUCUGUGGGCGACCGCCUCUUCCUCAAGGCGUCUGAAAACAGAUACAAGUUGAUUGUGGGCGCCUGGGCCGCGUCUCUUGCUGGUGCAUGGAGCAUGGUCAGCAGAGACCGGGUGAUGACCACAGCACAGAAGGCCGUGCAAGCGAGAAUGUACGCACAAGCAUUUACUGUCUUAUUGUUGUUGAGCACCAUAGCCAUGAGCGUCCGGGAAAGAGACUUGGCGCUUCCUGCUCCCAAGCCGGACUGGAAGCGGAUCAUCGAGGACAGAGAGGGCCAGCGUAUGUAG
Molecule: messenger RNA, 588 nt
Organism: Clavispora lusitaniae ATCC 42720
Lineage: Eukaryota; Fungi; Ascomycota; Pichiomycetes; Serinales; Metschnikowiaceae
Product: HIG1 domain-containing protein
Biological process (GO): mitochondrial respiratory chain complex IV assembly
Cellular component (GO): mitochondrial inner membrane
Source: RefSeq, a predicted model, not a curated record